Schistosoma rodhaini is the source of this 2347-nucleotide messenger RNA. NCBI's taxonomy places the organism in Eukaryota, Metazoa, Platyhelminthes, Trematoda, Strigeidida, Schistosomatidae. The record is from the annotation of a GenBank genome assembly.
GCAACACCGUCACUGUUAUGUGAGUCCGUGUCUGUUCGUUGCUGCUUCAUUUUAGCUGAAGUAGUUAUUUAUUGAUAUCCUUUAUUUAGGCUGUAACUGGUUGGAAGUGUUUCCAGGGUUACACUUAUAACAUCGACGUGGUUGUAUCCUGUCUUAUUAAACUGUGGUACAACCAGAUAAUAACCUAAAACUAGUUAGAAUUCGAUUUGGGCAUCAUAAUGUAACGUGCGUAUAUACAGGUCAUACUGGUCGCCAUUUGAACCGGCUCCCAUCUACACCAUCUAUGGUGAGGCACUGAUAUUAACGUCCAUCUGUCCCCUAACCUGCUCUUACCAUAAAUGAACAGUUAAUUUGCAAUAUUACUUGUAUAUUGAUACGACUAAUUUUAUUGGUAUUUCUAUUGAUAUAACAGUGUGAAAAUAUGCUUUUAUCGUAUAUCAUAAAACCCACAUGAGAAGUGAAGCUCAGGAAUAGUUUCAUACUGAUUAGUGAAGAAAAAUGUAACCUAAUUCCAAAUCACUUUAACAUUGGGAAAGUCUAUUUAUGUAGUUUUUAUGGUAAAAUUGAAGUAUAUAGAGGACAUUGGGGGACUAUGCGAAUCAGAAGGUAGUAUUUAAUGAUAAAAAGGGAUCGUAAUAAAGGAUGAUAAAAUUACAAAAGGUAAUGUGUCUUAACAUAAAUAAUUAAGUUUCACGUUAAUUGCUUCGUACAGUAAGAGAGAAGAGUUAGAGCUCUCAUCACAAACUAGCAUCAUCUACAAUACGAAGCUUGGGCUUAUGAGGUUACAAAGUGUUCAUUCUUUGUAGCUGAACGGGUAGAUGGAAAUAUCUACAAGUCACUAUCUGUCACUAAAUGUUAUUAGUUCAUCACUAAAGUAUAGGACAAACUUUCCACUAAAAAAACUAAUAAAUUACUAUCGAUACUAAGAAUCUCUAAACUUCGUUCCUAGUCGCAAAUCUCAUUUUAUGCUUUAAAAUGUUAAACUGAUGUGAGUGCUGUUUUAUCAGCAUUUAAUUGAUCACAUGUGCCAACAAAUGAAGCUUGUCGUAUCCAGUCUUUCCUGUUGAACAAACAAAUCACUGGCUCGUCUCCACUCAUGUAAGAAGACUUAAAUAGGGUUCUCAAGGUAAUAUAAACGAAUGAGUGUCACUUUAAACGAAGUAAUAAAACAGGUUAUGGGAAUUGUUUGUAGAGAUGAUAUAGUUCAUAUUAUUUUCUACAUUUUUUUUCCUUACAGACAUGAACAAUAAUAGAAUAAUAGCUCAUACAUUCAUACUAUCAUCCGUUACAUCUCCAUGUAGAAAAUAUCUACUUUUUGGAACUAAUAUACAGAAAAUACUAAUUUAUUCGUUAUGUUCGCUGUCCUGUGAUUCACAAAUUGAAGGGAAGCCAGAAUGCAUUAUCAACGUAAAAUAUGCAGGAAAUAUUUACGCUUUAUGUUUCGGGAAGGAUUAUGUUUUCUGUGGGUCAGUUGGUCUGAUUGUUGUAUACAAAUGGACUACACCUACCGACGGCUUUCUGAAAUAUCACGAUACAGUUCAUCUGACGUCGGGAAAUCUUUACGCAACCGUUUCUGAGGUUACCGGGUUGUGUUAUCAUACAGAAAGUGACACUCUUUUGGCAGCAUUGGGUGAUGGAACUAUCCAUACUUUUUUUAUUGGUUGUGGUUUCAAAGAAAAGCUCAAACUUGCUGGACAUAGGUCCACAAUUUAUAAAAUUUGCAGUGUUGGAGCACACGAGUUUGGUACUAGUUCUGAGGACGGUACUGUCUGCUUUUGGGAUCACAGAGUUAUACGGAAUGGGGACUAUAAGGCUUCAUCUGUGUUCAAACCGUAUCUAAAUAGUGAAUUAUCUCGACCCAAGCUUGGGUCUUGGUUAACUACUUUAUCCUGCAAACAGUUCGAAGAGGAUUGGUUUGUUACGGGAGGGGGGCCUAGACUUUCUUUAUGGAGUAGGCGUGCCGGGAGGAAUGUUUCUAUAUUGCACCCUGAAGAGAAUCUUGCAAAUUCGGUAUGGAUUUCGACAUUUUUUGUUGCUGCAAAACAGCCAAGAGAUAAGGAAAAAUUGAAGGUGUAAGAUCCAAAAUUCAUAUUUGAAAGCAGCUUUUCAUCAAACAAGGCGUUAUAUUGGCGGAUUCGUUAAACCUCCUCGAGAUUGGUCACCGAAAGCACAUAUGGAACAAAUGACUUUGUCCUGCACCAUCAAUAGUGCCUCAGAUGUUCCAGAGGGAUAUAAGAUCACGGUUUCUAGAAGCUCCCAAAUGUACGUAGAUUUACUCUUGAUCAUCGGUUGCAUGUCGCAAUUCCACCUCCAUAAAGCGCGCCAGCUCUCAUAAUGGCAAUACGGG